Molecule: messenger RNA, 666 nt
Organism: Dioscorea cayenensis subsp. rotundata (Guinea yam)
Lineage: Eukaryota; Viridiplantae; Streptophyta; Magnoliopsida; Dioscoreales; Dioscoreaceae
Product: putative nuclease HARBI1
Exons: 3
Coding region: 1-666 (221 amino acids)
Source: RefSeq, a predicted model, not a curated record
AUGGCUGAGGACUGCAUUGGAGCUUUAGAUGGUACCCAUAUCCAUGCUUCCGUUCCUGCAUCUGAAGUUGUAGCAUUUUGUGAGAGAAAACCAUACCCCACACAAAACGUGCUUGCUAUAGUUGAUUUCAACUUACGUUUUACGUAUGUUCUUACUGGAUGGGAAGGUUCAGCACACGAUGCUUUAGUUUUACGUGAUGUACUUGAAAGACCAAAUGGGCUAUCAGUCCCUGAAGGGAAAUAUUACUUGAUUGAUGCUGGGUAUGCAACAAGGCCGAGUUUUAUUUCUCCCUAUAGAGGUGUUAGAUACCAUCUUAAAGAAUUUGGCUCACGGAUACCAACAAACCAUAAAGAACUGUUUAACCUUCUUCAUUCAUCGGCUCGUACCACCAUUGAACGAGCUUUUGGGUCCCUCAAGGGAUGCUUCAAAAUAUUCACAUCAAGACCAUUCUUUCUAUUCAAAACUCAAGCCGAACUUGUAUUAGCUGCAUGUGUUUUGCAUAAUUAUAUUAUAAGUGGAGGAGAAGAUAUUUUAAUACCUUCUGAGGAAGAAUGGACACCACAACGGGCACCAUCAGAAAGCAACAUAAGAGAACAAAGGAAAGAGACCCACGAAUGGGUGCCACGUAGAGAACGGAUUGCACGUGAUAUGUGGGCUAACAAGUAG